UCAUUUACAAUUUAAAAAAAAAAUAACUUAAAAGAAAGUGCCACGUGUCGAUCUAUAAUUGGCCGAUGCCGUUGCCAAUAUCGUUUUCGUAAAACAGAUUUUCCCUCCAUAUAGUUUCACAUGUGUUUCCUGCUCGCUCUUCUGUACGAACAUUUCCCGAAGAGAAGAGAAUCUCAAAUCACUGUGAGUUUUUUUUCUUGGCUGAUUAUUCAACGGUUUUCCGAAGAGAAGAGAAUCGCAAAUCACCGUCUUCAGGAAGCAUCCGGAAUAUUCUAGUUGAUCUUCAGUAUAAUAGUGUUGUAGCAGAUUUUCGAAAUGGAAAGGUAUAGUAUGAUAGGACCAAUUGGAAAAGGAGCAUCGGGAAAGGUUUUUAUGUGCAAAGACGACGUAACUGAUUCAGUCGUCGCUGUGAAGUGGAUUCCAUUUGCUUCCUCAGGUGAAGGUCAACUAGUGUUGAGGGAAAUUGCUGUCUUGAAGAAGUUGAAUCAGUUGAAUCACGACAAUAUUGUCAGGUUAUUGGAUGUGGUGGAGCAAAAAGGUGGUGCCAAUCUUGUUUUCGAGUACAUGGAACGUAACCUUUCCAACGCCAUUUACUCACCGGUGGAAUUGGAUUUUUCCCGUCAUAUAAAAAGUAUUCUGUUCCAGAUACUCGAAGGUGUCUCGCAUUGUCACUCACAAAAAGUUAUACACCGAGAUGUGAAACCUAUGAACUUGCUCAUAGAUAGCGAAAACACAAUAGUAAAACUUGCCGAUUUUGGAGCCGCCAUCAAAAGUGAUGUUUCUCUUAUAUAUACCCCUACCACGGCAGGAACUCUUCAAUACAAAGCACCCGAACUCCUGAUGGCCGCCCCGUAUUCUAAUGCUGUCGACAUAUGGGCUGUGGGUUGUAUUUUCGCUGAGAUGGUGAGGAGAAGGCCUCUCUUUGGAUUUCUCAACGCUAAAGCUGUAAUGAGGGAGAUAAUCAGAAUAUUUGGUUAUCCGAAAGAAAGGGAAUGGCGGGGAGUGUCCUUAUAUAUGGUCUGGCUUUUUGGAGAAAGUCAGUGUCCUAGAAGAGCCUCCAAGAAACUUGCAGAUCUUGUCCCUAGCCUUGAACCACAAGGACUUGACCUUCUCUCAAAAAUGCUGUGCUUAUAUCCACAUAAGAGAAUUACUGCUGAUGAAGCACUUCAGCAUCCUUACUUGAGAGGUGUGAGAGCCGCUGUAGCAAAGCAGAAGCUUGGAACCGUUUCGACCACAAGGAACUGCGAUUGCUGCUGUACUUCCAUGUUUUUUUGGAUGAGGGAUCAAGAUUGAUCGAGGUUUCUAAUUCCUCUCUAUAUAGUAAAACUGUGAAUAUCGAUUUUUCAAAAGAGAAAAAAAACAUAUAAAACGGAAGCGAACAUCUUCUUG
This is a messenger RNA of Erythranthe guttata (spotted monkey flower), 1389 nucleotides long. NCBI's taxonomy places the organism in Eukaryota, Viridiplantae, Streptophyta, Magnoliopsida, Lamiales, Phrymaceae. The record is from RefSeq and is a predicted model, not a curated record.